Messenger RNA from Siniperca chuatsi (mandarin fish), 3686 nucleotides. Its product is annotated as carnitine O-palmitoyltransferase 1, liver isoform-like. The transcript has 19 exons. Gene Ontology annotation, molecular function: carnitine O-palmitoyltransferase activity. Lineage: Eukaryota; Metazoa; Chordata; Actinopteri; Centrarchiformes; Sinipercidae. Gene Ontology annotation, biological process: fatty acid metabolic process; carnitine metabolic process. The coding region runs from base 211 to 2565 and encodes 784 amino acids. The record is from RefSeq and is a predicted model, not a curated record. Gene Ontology annotation, cellular component: mitochondrion.
CUGCAUGAUUGCGACAUUUCCGAUAGUCGCUGAAGGCAGCACCAGCUCCAUCCAGGAGAGCAUCUGUAGUACAGUUGUUCAGUCGAGAGGAGGCCGCCAGCACUUCCGACACCGGGUACGUGGUCGAUGUCAGAAGUUAACAGUCGAUUUCUGCUAUUCUGCAUUGACGAAAUUUCGCCCCAGUAAACAACAAAAACAACAACAGUAACCAUGGCAGAAGCUCACCAGGCGGUGGCGUUCCAGUUCACCGUCACUCCGGAGGGCAUUGAUCUGCAGCUGUCCCACCAGGCCCUCACUGAGAUCUAUCUCUCCGGUGUGCGCUCCUGGAAGAAGCGAAUCAUCAGACUCAAGAACAGUGUGGUAACAGGAGUAUAUCCUGCUAGUCCUUCCUCCUGGCUUUUUGUGGUCAUAGCAAUCCUGGCUACUAUGUACACUCGCUCCGACCCUUCCAUGGGACUCAUAGCCAAGAUACAGGAGCACCUGCCAGUCAGCCAGUCUAUGAGUACCCAGUGCCAGACGUUGGUGUCAGCAGUGCUCUUCAGCACCAUGCUAUGGCUCUUGCUCAUUUUCACCAUGCGCCUGUGCCUCAAGCAGCUCCUCUCCUACCACCGCUGGAUGUUCGAGCAGCACGGAAAGAUGUCCAACACCACCAAAGUCUGGGUGGCACUGGUGCGGAUCUUUUCUGGCAGAAAGCCUCUGCUCUACAGCUACCAGGGUUCGUUGCCAAACCUGCCUGUGCCUGUCAUCAAGGACACAGUCAAGAGGUACUUGGAAUCAGUGCGUCCGCUGUUGGAUGAUACGGAGUAUGAACGCAUGACCAAGCUGGCCACAGAGUUUGAGAGCAGCCUCGGUAACCGACUGCAGUGGUACCUCAAACUCAAAGCUCUCUGGGCCGCCAACUACGUUAGUGACUGGUGGGAGGAAUAUGUCUAUCUACGUGGACGGAGCCCAAUAAUGGUCAACAGUAACUAUUAUGGCAUGGACUUCUUGUAUGUGACACCCACACCCAUCCAGGCGGCCAGGGCAGGCAAUCACAUUCAUGCAUUCUUCCUAUACCGCCGCAAACUCAACAAAGAAGAGAUUAAACCUAGUCGUAUACCAGGCACUGUCAUUCCUCUGUGUGCAGCUCAGUGUGAGAGGAUGUUCAACACCACACGCACUCCUGGAGAGGAGACCGACACUCUGCAACAUUGGCAGGACAGUGACUACAUAGCAGUAUACCACAGGGGUCGCUACUUUCGUCUUAGGGUGUACCAGGCAGGCAGACUCCUGUCCCCCAGGGAGAUUGAAUUCCAAAUUCAGAGGAUCCUCGAUGACCCUUCACCUCCUUCCAAAGGAGAGGCCAAACUGGGGGCUCUGACUGCUGGAGACAGAAUUCCAUGGGCUAAAGCCAGGAUGAAGUAUUUCAGCAGUGGGGUCAAUAAACGCUCACUGGACUGCAUUGAGAAAGCCGCCUUCUUUGUUACCCUGGAUGAUGAUGAACAGGGCAUGAUGGGAGAUGACCCUGCAGCUAGUUUAGAUUGCUACGCCAAAUCCUUGUUGCAUGGGAAAUGUUAUGACAGGUGGUUUGACAAGUCCUUCUCGGUUGUUUACUACAAGAAUGGAAAGAAUGGCUUAAAUUGUGAGCACUCGUGGGCUGAUGCACCAGUGUUAGCACACUUAUGGGAGCACACCUUGGCCACCGAAUGUUUCCAGCUCGGUUACAAUGCAGAGGGUCAUUGCAAAGGAGAAGUGGAUUCUUCACUGCCACGACCACAGAAGUUGAACUGGGAAAUCCCUCCAGAAUGUGAGGAGCAGAUCUCCCAGUCUCUGGCAGUGGCCCAGGCCCUGGCUGACGAUGUGGACUUCCAUGUUUUUGUCUUCAAAGACUUUGGCAAAGAAAAGAUCAAGAAGUGUCGAGUCAGUCCAGAUGCCUUCAUUCAGAUGGCUCUUCAGUUGGCCAACUACAGGAACCGGAAGACGUUCUGCUUGACGUACGAAGCCUCCAUGACCCGUCUGUUCAGGGAGGGCAGGACCGAGACUGUUCGCUCCUGUACCAGUGAGACCAGUGCCUUUGUCCGAGCGCUGGAGGGUGGAGAGGCAGCAGACGUGUGCAGGCGUUUGUUCCGUGCAGCGUCAGAAAAGCACCAGAAUCUAUACCGCAUGGCUAUGACUGGAGCUGGCAUUGACAGACACCUCUUUUGUCUCUACGUGGUGUCCAAAUACCUUGGAGUGGAGUCUCCUUUCUUGAAAGAGGUGCUGUCUGAGCCCUGGCGACUGUCCACCAGUCAGAUUCCAGUCCAGCUGCAACAUAUGUUUGACUUUGUCAACCACCCAGACUACAUCUCCUGUGGAGGGGGUUUUGGACCGGUGGCUGAUGACGGUUAUGGGGUGUGCUACCAAGUUUUGGGAGAUUACCUGAACUUCCACAUCGCGUGCAAGCACUCAUGUCCAGAGACUGAUGCCCGUAAGUUUGGUGCUGAGAUCAGAAAAGCCAUGCACGACCUGCUACAGUUGCUGAGCCCCAACCAAAAAGAGCCCAACAAGACAGAAGCGAGUCGGCCAGAGGUCAAGAAAAACCUGUAGGCGGUUACUCAGGGGAAAAGGAUGCUGAAGGGAAGGUGUGCAUAAAUGUUAUACUAUGAUGUGAGGAAAGACAGGGUUUUUUUCCUCAUGCAUUGGGAGAAUUUUAUAGCCAACCAGAUGAUAUUCAAGAGACAGCUCUAUGGUGGAUCUGAUUUAAUGGAGGUUGUGUUUUUACUGAUUUGCAUCUGUAUUUGUGUAUGUAUAUUAGCUGUGUGGUAGGUGUGUGAGAAGGAAAAUGGUCAAGAAGUGUGAUUCAAGUACAGUACGGUUUAUUGGUUUAGUUUUAACAGUCAAACCAUUGGAAAAAAUAUAAUCAUGAACCCUAAAUGAAAAAGUUAUCGUGAUGUGGUUUCAUUAUUAUAAAAAGGCCAGUAUGAAUAACAUCCACUCAAAAUUCCUAACACUUCACCUUAUUGCAGGGAGUAAUUUUAUAUAUAUUCAAGUCUCUGAGCAUUAGCAUGGAGAGAAAACAUGCAGGACUGUUGAGGUGAUUUCAGUUUCUGCCAUCUGAAUGCAACAUUGCACAGUGACACCAGGUAUUUUAAAAUCUUGGAAGUCUGUGACUUCUCAGUGUUUACUCAGUAUGUAUAAAUCUGCUUUCUAUAAAAAACACAUUAUUGUAAUGCUGUGCUGAGAGUGCCAGUGUACAUGUAGUGAAAUGACAUGGCUCUAUUAAAUUCAUAGGUUGGCAUUACUGUUUGACUGGUACUAUAUUCAGUGCCAACUCACCCAGGAAAUAACUUUUUAUUUUAUUUUUUCAAACUGUACAUACAGAUAAUGUAGGUCAGUUUUUCUUUGAGUGGUCAGUAGACAUUUCAAACUUACAAGUUAAAAACUUUACUGCAAUGAGCUCCAGUUAUUACACUGCCAUCUGUAAAUCUGUUUUGUAUUUUUUAUUUUCAUCACUUAUUAAACAAGCACCAUAACAAUGCAAGAUAUAAUUAUGAACAUCAUGUGCAGCUAUCCAGUCUCAAGCAGGUCAGAUGUGGCACUUUAUAGUCAAGCAAUUUGAUUCAAAGGUUGGUGUGUUACCAGUGACGCAGAUUCCUCUGUUUUUCUCCAUUGAUUAUUGCCUUUCUUGUUUUUACUCCAGAUCAGUUGAGCUUGUCUCAUUGUAUUGC